Messenger RNA from Lindgomyces ingoldianus, 1591 nucleotides. RefSeq names its product amino acid transporter-like protein. Gene Ontology annotation, biological process: amino acid transmembrane transport. Gene Ontology annotation, cellular component: membrane. The transcript has 3 exons. The record is from RefSeq and is a predicted model, not a curated record. NCBI's taxonomy places the organism in Eukaryota, Fungi, Ascomycota, Dothideomycetes, Pleosporales, Lindgomycetaceae. Bases 23 to 1591 code for a protein of 522 amino acids. Gene Ontology annotation, molecular function: L-amino acid transmembrane transporter activity.
CACGACGUCAACACAACCACUCAUGGCUCCAUCCGAAACAAGUCCGUUGUUGGCUAGCGAAGGUACACCUGCUGUCGCUACAGACACAAAUCAGCAGGACGUGCACCCUGAAAUACGAGGGACCUUUGCCCGGCAAUUGUCAGCAUUGGAUGGCUUCGCCCUCCUCAUCAGCAUUGUCAUUGGAUCAGGAAUCUUCUCAUCUCCAGGACCAAUCGACGCUAAUGUGCCAUCACCAGGCGCUGCUCUUCUCAUCUGGCUUGUCGGAGGCCUUCUUGCAUGGACGGGAGCUUUGACAAUGGCGGAGCUAGGCACGGCUUUCCCAGGUGAAGGAGGCAUCCAGCCAUAUCUUUCCCAUAUCUAUGGUGAAGUCUUCGGCUUUCUAGCCGCCUGGUCUUGGAUAGUAGCAGUCAUGCCGGCUACUCUGGCCAUCUUGAGUAUCGUAUUCGUCGAGUCCAUUUAUUCCUCAAUGGGCGUAAAUGACGCAGCGCCUCCGAUAACGCACAAAAUCUUUUCUCUCCUUAUCCUGGUUGUUGUGAGCACAGCAAACUCAAUCAGUACCAAAACGAGCACUCGACUAGGGGGUUUCUUCGUUGCAGUCAAGCUUCUCUCCAUCUUCCUCCUUAUCGUUGCGGGCCUCACGGUCGUCUUCGUGUAUCUUGGAAACAAUGGGAAAGACUUUGGGGGCGGGGAUUGGCAUUCUAGAGGGUGGUUUGCUCCGAGAGAUACCGUCCUUCCAAAUGGGAGCAAAUUUGAUUGGACUCAAGCGACAUCAUGGCAAAUGCUGGGAUUUUACUGCACGGCUUUGUACGGUGCAUUAUGGGCGUAUUCUGGCUGGGAUAAGGCGAACUACGUCGCGGCUGAACUGAAGAAUCCUUCGAAGCAGCUUCCGCUAUCCAUCAACACUGCAAUCCCUACCAUCAUCAUUUGCUACGUUGCCGCGAACGCCGCCUACUACGUUCUGCUGCCUUGGAAAGUGAUCUCAAUCACUGAUGCUGCUGCUGUAACAGCAGUGACCCAUUUCUUGGGGAAAGGAGCGGCCUAUAUCGCUGCUGUACUUAUUUGCCUUGUCGUAGCAGGAUCUGCUCUUGGCAAUUCAUUUGUCGUUGGACGCAUGACUGUAGCCGCGGCCAACAAGAAGUGGCUACCUCACUUCCUAGGAACCGUGGGCCAAAUUGGGCGAUGGAGAGUUUCAAAAGGAGCAGGUGGUGACGGCUCCGAUGAGGCGAUGGACAAAGGCGAAUCACCAAUGAAAGUACCUCCAACCUUCAAUGCACUGGUCCUAUCCACUAUACUCUCGGCGGUCUAUAUCCUCGUCGGAAACAUGCGAGUCCUCCUCACUUUCAAUGGACUUGGGGAGUAUAGUUUCUUCUUCCUUACCGUUCUCGGAGCCAUCAUUUUGCGAUGGAGAGAGCCCGACCUGCACCGUCCGGUAAAACCUUUCAUCCUCAUUCCCGCCAUCUUUGCUAUCAUCAGCGGUUUUGUUGUCAUUCGUGGUGCUAUCUUUGCACCCGUGCAAGCCUCAAUUCUCGUGGGAAUUUGGGCCGUCGGUUUAAUCUUCUUUUAUGCUAGGAAGCGCGCACUUCGAUCGUAA